AUGCAUGCACAACCUAUCAGACGGUUUAUCCUAACAACCCUGAACGAGAAAAUAAGCACAAGAUGUUUCACUGCAAUUGCAAAUGCCAAAAUAGUUAAAGAUUUGGUUGUUGAAGGAUUAUUCGACCAAGCCCUUGAAUUUUUUAAAGCAUGCUCUUCUGCUCAAUCAUUACUCUUUAUCCUCCAAAUCCAUUCCCUUGUCCUCAAAACAGGUUUUGAAAGAGGAACAAUUACAGCAAAUUCUCUCCUCUCAAUUUAUGGUAAGUGUUCCCAUGUUGAAUAUGCACGCCUACUGUUUGAUACAAUGCCCCAAAGAGAUACCAUCACUUGGAAUUCCAUGAUCACUUGCUACGUCAGGAAUGGAUGUUACGCAGAAUCAAUAAAGAUGCUGAGGGAAAUGUAUUCGUCAGGUUUUGAUCCUAAACCUGAACUGAUAGCUUGCAUUCUGUCCGUAUGUGGCAAGACAGGAGAUUUAAGAUCAGGGAAAGAAAUCCAUGCUCGUCUUAUCCUUGGUGGAUGCAUGGCUCUAUCUAUUUUUCCAUCCACAGCCCUUGUAGACAUGUACUCGAGGUGUUUCAACUUGGAAGCAGCUUUUCAUGUAUUUAACCAGAUGAAGGAAAGGAAUGAGGUUUCUUGGACAGCCAUGAUCAAAGGCUGCACUUCAAAUAAGAGCUAUGGAAUGUCAAUCCAAGCCUUUAGAGAAAUGCAGCUUGAAGGGAUUAAACCAAACCGAGUGACGUUAAUUGUGGUUUUACCAGCUUGUGCUGCAUUGGGAGCUCUGAAACAGGGGAAGGAGAUUCACGCCUUCGCAUUUCGUUGGAGAUUUGAGUCUGAAUCUCACUUUGCAGCAGCUCUAAUAGACAUGUAUAGCAAAUGCGGGAAUGCAUUGGGUCUUGCCACACUCAUAUUCAAUAGAUUGGGAACAAGAGAUGUUGUCAUGUGGAGUUCUAUGAUUGGGAGUUACUCUCAGAUUGGGGAUGGAAAAAGGGCAAUGGAGCUUUUCUAUCAAAUGCAGAUAGAGGGUAUCAAACCGAACUCAGUAACCCUACUUGAACUUCUAUCUGCUUGUACUUCCCUAUUGUCUUUAGAUUAUGGCCGUCGAGUUCAUGGCCACCUCUUAAAAUCUGGCUUGGAGUUGAACGUUUUCAUUGGAAACUCCCUGGUUGAUAUGUAUGCGAAAUGUGGAUGUCUCAAUGCUGCACACAAAAUUUUUAAAGAGAUGCCCACAAAAGAUUCUGUCUCCUGGAGUGCUUUAAUCCACGGUUAUGGUCUUCAUGGCUAUGGUACAAAAGCUUUGGAGCUCUUUCAUGAGAUGCAACAGAGGAAAUUCGAGACUGACAAUAUCACAUUUCUUGCUGUUUUGUCUGCGUGCAACCAUAGUGGCCUGAUUGCUGAGGGACAGGAUCUCUACAAUGAUGCAAUAAGAGAGAACAAAAUUUCCUUAACAUUGGAACAUUAUGCAUGCUACAUUGAUCUUCUUGGUCGGUCAGGGAAGCUUGAAGAUGCCUGUGAGAUCAUCAGCCAUAUGCCCAUGGAACCAAAUGCAACCAUAUUCAGUUGUUUGACAUCAGCAUGUAAAGCUCAUGGUAGGCUAGAGGUGGCAGGGGAGCUGGCAUGCCGGCUAAUUAAAUUGGAACCUGAGAAUAUGGCAAAUUACACCUUGUUGUGUAUGGUAUAUGCAGAGCUGGUAACUGGGCUGGUGUCGCAAACGUAA
This is a messenger RNA of Macadamia integrifolia, 1713 nucleotides long. RefSeq names its product pentatricopeptide repeat-containing protein At4g31070, mitochondrial. Gene Ontology annotation, molecular function: protein binding; RNA binding. Gene Ontology annotation, biological process: RNA modification. Lineage: Eukaryota; Viridiplantae; Streptophyta; Magnoliopsida; Proteales; Proteaceae. The record is from RefSeq and is a predicted model, not a curated record. Bases 1 to 1713 code for a protein of 570 amino acids. The transcript has a single exon.